CGCGCGGCUCCGAGCGAACUGCGCUUGCGCGAGCGAACCUAUGCUUGUGGGCUCGUCAUCGCGACCGCCACCUCUGCUGGCUACGAAACCAGCGCGCCUGUGCCGUUCCUUGGCUCGCGCCCUCACGCUCCCCUUCGGAAGCGGAGCUGAGGGGAAGACCCGGCUGGUGAUCCACACGUCUGUUCUCAGUCGUGGUCCGGGCGGCCAUGUCGGCCGGGGAGGUGGAGCGCCUGGUGUCGGAGCUGAGCGGCGGGACCGGUGGGGAUGAGGAGGAAGAGUGGCUCUAUGGCGAUGAAAAUGAAGUUGAAAGACCAGAAGAAGAAAAUGCCAGUGCUAAUCCUCCAUCUGGAAUUGAAGAUGAAACUGCAGAAAAUGGGAUAUCAAAACCGAAGGUGACUGAGACCGAAGAUGAUAGUGAGAGUGACAGUGAUGAUGAUGAAGAUGAUGUUCAUGUCACUAUUGGUGAUAUUAAAACUGGAGCACCACAGUAUGGGAGCUAUGGAACAGCACCUGUAAAUCUUAAUAUCAAGACAGGAGGAAGAGUUUAUGGUGCGGCAGGAACAAAGGUCAAAGGUGUAGACCUAGAUGCACCUGGAAGCAUUAAUGGAGUUCCACUAUUGGAAGUAGAUUUGGACUCUUUUGAAGAUAAACCAUGGCGGAAACCAGGUGCUGAUCUCUCUGAUUACUUUAAUUAUGGUUUUAAUGAAGAUACAUGGAAAGCUUACUGUGAAAAGCAAAAGAGGAUACGAAUGGGACUUGAAUUAAUACCAAAUAAAAUUACGGCCGAAGACUAUACUAUGGAAGUUACACCAGGUGCAGAGAUCCAAGAUGGCAGAUACAAUCUUUUUAAGGUACAGCAGGGCAGAACUGGGAAUGCAGAGAAGGAAACAGUGCUACAGUCUGCCAAAGCUGAAUUUACAUCUCCUCCUUCUCUCUUCAAAACAGGACUUCCUCCAAGCAGAAACAGCGCCUCUUCUCAGUCUCAGACAAGUUCUGCCUCCAGAAAAGCCAAUUCAGGCAUCGGGAAGUGGCAAGAUCGAUAUGGGAGGGCCGAAUCACCUGACUUAAGGAGAUUAUCUGGCACAAUAGAUGUAAUUGGUCAGACUAUCACCAUCAGCCGAGUAGAAGGAAGACGGCGGGCAAAUGAAAAUAGCAAUAUCCAGGUUCUUUCCGAAAGAUCUGCUGCUGAAGUAGACAACAAUUUUAGCAAACCACCUCCAUUUUUCCCUCCAGGAGCUCCUCCAACUCAUCUCCCACCACCUCCAUUUCUUCCUCCUCCUCCAACUGUCAGCACUGCUCCACCUCUGAUUCCACCCCCAGGUAUUCCAAUAACUGUACCACCUCCAGGUUUUCCUCCUCCUCCAGGAGCUCCUCCUCCAUCUCUUAUACCAACAAUAGAAAGUGGGCAUUCUUCUGGAUAUGAUAGUCGUUCUGCUCGCGCAUUUCCAUAUGGCAAUGUUGCCUUUCCUCAUCUUCCUGGUUCUGCUCCUUCAUGGCCUAGUCUUGUUGACACUACCAAGCAGUGGGACUACUAUGCCAGGAGAGAGAAAGACAGAGAAAGAGAGAGAGAACGAGACCGUGAGAGAGACCGCGAUCGGGAUCGGGAAAGAGAACGUACCAGAGAGAGAGAGAGGGAACGUGAUCACAGCCCAACACCAAGCGUUUUCAACAGUGAUGAGGAACGAUACAGAUACAGAGAAUAUACGGAAAGAGGCUAUGAGCGUCAUAGAGCAAGUCGAGAAAAAGAAGAACGACACAGAGAAAGAAGACACAGAGAAAAAGAGGAAACAAGACACAAGUCAUCUCGAAGCAAUAGCAGAAGACGCCAUGAAAGUGAAGAAGGAGACAGUCACAGGAGACAUAAACACAAAAAAUCAAAAAGAAGCAAAGAAGGAAAAGAAGCUGGCAGUGAACCUGCCCCAGAGCAGGAGAGCACUGAGGCUGCUCCUGCUGAAUAGGCCUUUUGUGCUUGCAUUAAUGCCAGAAAUUGGCUGCUUUAAAUCUUGUUAUUUUUCUGGAUAAUGUUUAAAAAAUUUCCUCUUAAUCUUGUUCUGUUAGUAUGAAAAGAAAAGGUUAAAUUUUUUUUUUCAAAAUAAAGAGUGAAUUUUUCAUGUCAA
Monodelphis domestica (gray short-tailed opossum) is the source of this 2117-nucleotide messenger RNA. RefSeq names its product factor interacting with PAPOLA and CPSF1 (gene FIP1L1). Lineage: Eukaryota; Metazoa; Chordata; Mammalia; Didelphimorphia; Didelphidae. The record is from RefSeq and is a predicted model, not a curated record. Gene Ontology annotation, cellular component: mRNA cleavage and polyadenylation specificity factor complex.